GGUGAAGCGAGCGGAGCUGUGUAGGUGCAUUUUGCAAAUUUAAGGUUUCUGUAGAAGUGUGCACCACCCUUCUAGUUGUCACCAGAUUAAGCCGAGCGAGAAGUUGGCAUUAAAUACUGAUCGUUAUGUGGCCUGGGUUUAACUCCAUAGACUGACCACGUCACUUCUACCGAAGGUGACCGAAAGUUUUUGCCAGGUACAAAGCGAGAGCUAACUUAUAACCAUGUUGGAUGCGACAGACAUUUUCCUGCAAGGGUUCAGUACAGUUGAUGGUGUCUCUCAACCGUUACACAAGCUCGAAAGAAAGCUCUUUACAGCCAUAAAAAAAGGAGAUCUGGAAAAAUUCAGAAGUAUUCUUGACUAUUCCCAACCAAAAUGCGACCUCAAUUGUGUCAACAAAUCUGGCAAAACAUUCUUACAAGAGGCGGUAGAUGUGGAAGAUACUUCUGUCCGGAGCGACAUGAUCAAGAUCCUGUUGAGCGGAGGAGCCGACCUGGAUCUAGCCUUGUUGUACGCUGUGCGUGAUGAUGACGUCAGAAGCUUGGAAAUUUUGCUGAAAUUCUAUGGUCCCCCGUUGCUGAAAAUUUCUCCGCCAUUGUCUUCAUGCAUCAGGAAGUAUUCAAAACACGAGCUUCACAUGACACCACUGAUCCUGGCGGCUUGUUUGCAGAAUUUCCAAAUUGUGAAGCUUCUUCUAGAGCACGGAUUUACCAUUUCUGAUUUGCAAAGUGAUUCUCAACGCCCUAUUGAAGUCGUCAGCGAGAAGCUGGGGCCUGCCAUGCUCCGAUUGAACAGAUAUCGAGCUCUUGCAAGUCCUGUAUACCUUGCAGCUUCAUUUCUAAAAAACCCGUUCAGUGGUCCGGAUCCUGUUCAUCGCGCAUGCGUUCUUAACAAGAAACUGUCUGACAUUGCUGAGCAGGAGUAUGAGUUCAGAAAAGAGUAUUUGGAUCUCAGCGAUGGUUGUAAAGAAUUCGCCGUGGAUCUUUUGAAUGAAUGCCGUUCAAUGAAAGAGAUCAGGUGUGUUAUGGAGAUGCAGAGCGAAGAUAACGCGCUACCAUACGUCCAAGGAAAGCUCAGUCUGAACAUUCUGGAGUUUGCCACCGUCACCGAAAAUGAAAAGUUCGUCAGCCAUCCUUACAGCCAACUUGUGUUAAAUUCUGAAAUAUACAGAGAUGUCCCAUUCUUGGAAAAAAGUUCGUGGAAGCAGUUUGUCUUGAUACUACUGGCUUUUGUCUGGUAUCCUCUAUUCUUCAUGGCUUGGUUGGUGUUAGACACUUUUUUUCCCAAGCACGAGAUGUCAAGAAUGUUUCACUCUCCCUGCGUAAAGUUCCUUGUUCAUUGUGGUUCCUAUCAGACAUUUCUUUUCAUGCUGUUUUUGUCUUCAUUCGCGUUUCAGAGCAAUUUUCUACAGUACGCCAUAACGGAUUGGCUGAUUUUGUUGUUUGUGCUCGGACAUAUAGUAGAUCUCGUCAAACAAUUCUACCACGUGGGAAGAGUCCGUUUCUUUUCCAGCUACUGGAACUACCUGGCUGUUGCAACAGUGUUGUCAUUCAUUCUUCAUUACAUCCUUUGGUGGUCCGGCCGCUCAGUCCUUAUAAAGAAACUGGAAACUAUGACGUGGGCCAACCACGCCGACGACUUUUCGUACACGAUCGUCUUGGUCUCAGACUGUCUCUUUGCAGUGGCAAUACUUCUGGCCUUUACCCAAAAUCUGGCCUUUAUCCAGUCCAACUCGACUAUUGGUCCUCUACUGCAAGCUUUUAUGAGAAUGAUGUUCGAUGUGAUGAAAUUUUUCUUUUACUUUAUAUUUGUCUUUCUCGCGUUUGUGGUGAGCUUCACCAAGCUCUACCUACAGUAUGCCAAGGCCAGACAGCAUUUCCAUAACAGUUCAGCUGAUUCGAAUCAAACAGAUCCUCUUCAUCUUGAAAGUAUUUUAGACAGCACGAAUACAAUCUUUUGGUCACUAUUUGGUCAGAUAGACCCUAGCAGUUUUAAAAUUUCUGAGGCUGAGUAUGGCGUCAUUUGGAGAACUGGAAUGACCUUGUUUGGUGCGUUUAACAUCACAGCGGUUCUGGUAGCCCUCAAUAUGCUGAUCGCGAUACUCAACGACUCUUACGUCCAGAUAACAGCCAACUUGGAUGCUGAAUGGAAGUUAACAAGAACCAGAAUGUGGUUAAACUGGAUUUCCAAGAAGGGGGUUCUUCCGCCUCCUUUUAACUUGGUAUAUCUGUUUGUCCCCAUUGUAAGCUUUUUUCAGCGUCUUGUCUCAGCUUGCUGCUCGGAGAGGGCCUUGGAACAAAAAAUCACCCGGAAAGUUGGCAGAAUUAAAGAGAAAGAGAGACGAGAAGUGAUUCGCAAUCUUAUCCUAAGGACUCUGACCAAGAAAUCAUACCUCACAGAGGCUGAAACUGAGCCAGUCGACUCCGACGAAGAAAAUGAGGACGAAGUGGCUGUUACUUUAGAAGAGAGGGGCUUGGACACCGACCAAGUAAAAACGACAUAAUGACCUUGUGUCUGUCGCUAUUAAGAGUAUGUUAAUAGCACUUGUUAACCUGGUAACACAAUUGUUUUUACAUUAGUCUGGGCCUAAUGUAAAAAAUUGUUUUUACAUUAGUCUGGGCCUUGGAAAAAUGCUAGAGUCUCCCCUCUCUACAAAAAUUCGGGCAAGCGCAAUGAUCCAUCCAAUUAUCGCCCCAUUUCAGUAAUUCCUGUGGUAGCAAAAGUUUUUGAGCGGAUAAUCUAUGAUCAACUGCAUGUCCAUCUUACGAGGUAUAAUCUUCUUUCCAAACAUCAGUUCGGUUUCCGUUCAUCACACUCGACGGUUACGGCUCUACUCGAGGCAACUGAUAGCUGGGCUCUUAAUAUAGACCAUGGAUUGAUCAAUGCUGUUGCCUUCUUAGAUUUAAA
Molecule: messenger RNA, 2907 nt
Organism: Stylophora pistillata
Lineage: Eukaryota; Metazoa; Cnidaria; Anthozoa; Scleractinia; Pocilloporidae
Product: short transient receptor potential channel 4
Biological process (GO): regulation of cytosolic calcium ion concentration; calcium ion transmembrane transport
Cellular component (GO): cation channel complex; plasma membrane
Molecular function (GO): store-operated calcium channel activity; inositol 1,4,5 trisphosphate binding; protein binding
Source: RefSeq, a predicted model, not a curated record